Saccharomyces paradoxus is the source of this 2913-nucleotide messenger RNA. RefSeq names its product Dal81p (gene DAL81). The transcript has a single exon. Gene Ontology annotation, biological process: DNA-templated transcription. Gene Ontology annotation, molecular function: DNA binding; DNA-binding transcription factor activity, RNA polymerase II-specific; zinc ion binding. The coding region runs from base 1 to 2913 and encodes 970 amino acids. Lineage: Eukaryota; Fungi; Ascomycota; Saccharomycetes; Saccharomycetales; Saccharomycetaceae. The record is from RefSeq and is a predicted model, not a curated record. Gene Ontology annotation, cellular component: nucleus.
AUGGACCCUCAUCAAUCACCAACUGAUAAUGCCGCAUCGCCUACGAAGAGCGUAAAGGCAACCACUAAAAAUUCGUCCGCAAGUAAUAACGUCAAUAACAACAACAGCAAUAAUAACAACAACCAUGAUAUACUGAAUUUUAAUGAUAACUAUACUACCAUUCUUCAACAUUUGGCAAACGACCAUCCUAAUUUACUGAGGGAGAAAGGAGGUUCGCAACAGCAGCAGCAGCAGCAGCAACAGCAACAGCAACAGCAACAGCAACAGCAGAACCUGGAUACCCUUUUGCAUCAUUAUCAAAGCUUGCUCUCUAAAAGCGAUAAUACAAUAGCCUUUGAUGAUAAUGUCAAUAACAGCGCAGAUAACAACGCCAGUAAUAGCAACAAUAAUAACAAUAAUAACAACAAUAACAACAAUAAUGACAUAUCAAGUCCAGGUAAUCUGAUAGGGUCUUGCAACCAAUGUAGAUUAAGGAAAACAAAGUGCAACUAUUUUCCCGAUCUAGGUAACUGUCUCGAAUGUGAAACUUCAAGAACCAAAUGCACCUUCAGUAGCGCUCCAAAUUACUUAAAAAGAACAUCCUCUAGCGCAAACAGUAACAUGCCAACUACCUCUAAUUCCAAACGAAUGAAGAAUUUUGAAGACUAUUCGAACCGCUUACCCAGUAGCAUGCUCUAUAGACAUCAGCAGCAGCAGCAGCAACAACAACAACAACAACAGCGUAUACAAUACCCUAGAUCUUCUUUUUUCGUGGGUCCGGCUUCAGUUUUCGAUUUGAACUUGACUAGACAUGUUAGGCUAGAUAAUGUGGACCAAAUACAACUAUCAAAAACUUUAUCAUUAAGAAAGGUGUCUUCUACCGCACAGUUUAUUCUUCAGGACGAUUUUGACACGACUCUUCAUAAUAAACAAGAAUACGAAGUUGAUCUGGUAGAAAAUCUGGUGCAUCCGCACGGUCACCUUUUGGUGGAGAUUUUUUUCAAAUUAAUUCAUCCUUUCCUUCCGAUCUUACACGAACGUGUCUUUUUGGAAAAGUAUUCUAGGUCUUAUAGGGAACUCACAGCGCCUUUACUGGCAUCCAUCUACUCACUGGCACUACAAUAUUGGGAUUUCCACCCUGCCCUUUUGGGAUUUCCUAAACCCGAUGUAACUGCUCAAUUAAACAAUAUCGCAUUGGAUACAUUUUAUGCUCGAGUUGGGAGGCCAAAAUUGAGCAUUAUACAAACAGGCCUUCUGAUUUUGCAAUGCCGCAGUGAAUGUCAUAAUAACUGGGUCCUCUGCUCCAGCGUAGUGGCUCUUGCAGAGGAACUGGGGCUUGGCGUUGAAUGUAAUGAUUGGAAGCUUCCUAAAUGGGAAAAGGAUUUGAGGAAAAGAUUAGCUUGGGCAGUCUGGUUAAUGGACAAAUGGUGCGCAUUGAACGAAGGUAGGCAAUCUCAUUUGAUUUUAGGUAGAAACUGGAUGAUAAAGCUGUUGAAUUUUGAUGAUUUCCCUAUAAAUUCGCCAACUAUUUUAAAUUCUUUGCAAAAUGAUCAGUCGGGGUCUUCACCUUCGUCAUCAAAUGAUGUGAAAAAUCACCAGAUAGCCUUUGGUAACUUGCCCAUAUUCAAUAUGAACCCCACCUUAGAAGAUUUCAAAAAUGGAACGCUAAUGUUUCAACAAAUGGUCUCCUUGAGUAUAAUUCUUGGGGAAAUCAUGGACACAUUUUACACUCAGGGAUCAAUGACAAUAAACAAGAGUAUUGAACAAGUAUUGAAACUGGCGAAACCGUUACAACUAAAACUAAGAGAAUGGUAUCAUUCUCUACCCAAGAAUUUAUCAAUGAGUUAUGCGACACCACAAAAAUUAAAUUCGAAUUCAACCCUAACUCUAGCUUAUUUUGCUACAGAAAUUACGUUACAUAGGAAAAUUAUUUGUGCAUUAAAUCCUCAAACGCCUAAGGAAUUGGUCCAAGUAUGCAGGACUGCUGCAAGAACUAGGCUCGUAGCUGCAAUUGAAUUUAUAAGAGAUUUGAAAAAUGAACACAUUAAUGCCUUUUGGUAUAACUGUUCUACCGGAAAUCUGAUGCUAAUUGGAACAUUUGCUGCACUAUUGUAUGUGACUUCAGCGACAAAGGAAGAGGCUAUGAUUUUCAGAGAUUAUGUCAGAAAUUAUAUCUGGGUAUUGAAGAUAGGGUCGAAAUAUUUUGAUAAAUUAUCGAAUGCUUUGAAUAAUAUGCAUUUACUGUUUGCACAAAUUCCUGGCCUAUUGACCGAUGAACCAGUGGUCGUAAGUCCUAACUCCAACAUGAAUUCCGUCAACCCACCGAGGUCAGGUGCGCAAUCGCAAAUCCCAAUACAAUUCAACGUGGGAUCACCCGCUAUGACUGAACAAGGAUCUCCAUUAAACCAGUGGAAGAACCUGCCCCAAGAGAUCCUGCAACAACUAAACUCCUUCCCCAAUGGUACGACCAGUACAACAACGCCAAUGAACCCCACUCCCAGACAAACACAACUAGACUCGCAGGGAAGCCCGACCAUAAACAGUAUUAAUAAUAACAGUAACAAUACACCUUUACCCUUUGCGCAAAAUAAGUCUUCUAAAAAAACUUCACAGUCUUCACCAAAUGCUACACCCUCUCAUAUGAACAGACAUCCCCCGUCUAAUACAUCUUCACCAAGGGUGAUCAAUCCCAGCGCGAAUACCCAAAUGAAUGCUUCUCCCUUGACCUCCAUAAACGAAACCAGGCAAGGGUCAGGUGUCGCCGCAAAUGAAAAUACUUCAGGAAGGGAGAAGACUACCAAUGAAGAAUCAUCAACGGAACUCAAGGACGAUAAUUCAAAUCCGAAUCUGGAAACAAGUGCAGCUGGCAACCAAACUAUAAAAAUGAAUGAUGAUAAAAAUGUAACCAUCAACACAAAGGGAACCCCUCUGUAA